Molecule: messenger RNA, 1107 nt
Organism: Adineta steineri
Lineage: Eukaryota; Metazoa; Rotifera; Eurotatoria; Adinetida; Adinetidae
Source: the annotation of a GenBank genome assembly
AUGAAUGUUCUUUUUACAGUUCAAGCUUCACAAUCAGAAUUUGAUCGACCAAACGAAACUGUUUCUGUCGUUGUCGGUAAACGAGCAUUAUUACCAUGUUACGUCUCAUUAAAAGAUGUUAAGAAUAAUGGAACGGAUUCAUUUAAAAUUUUAUGGAUGAAAGUAAAUAAUAGUGCAGUAUUAACAGUAGAAGAUCGAGCAAUUAAUGGUGAUUCAAGAAUAUCCAUAUUACAUGCAUAUGCCGAUGAAUGGAAUUUACAAAUUGAUGAAAUUGAUGAAGAUGAUGCAGGAAUUUAUCGAUGUUUUAUUAAUAGUGGAAGUUUCAAAACAUUACAAUUAGAUGUUAAAGUUCCACCAAAAAUUAUUGAUGAUUUAACAACAGUACCUUAUCCAUCUCCAAUUCUUGCUGGUUCAAAUUUUACAAUAAAAUGUUACGCACAUGGUAAACCAACACCGAAAGUUCGUAUUCUUUCAUAUGAUCAUUCAGAUAAUGUUAAAGUUAUUAGUGAACAAAAUGAAGUAACAAUUUAUAAUGUUUCUCGUUCUACUAGUCAUCGUUAUGAAUGUAUUGCUAGUAAUGGUUAUCCUCCUGAUGUUGCACGUUCAUUUCAAAUAACAAUUCAAUAUCCACCUGAAGUAAUACUUUCUAUUAAUGAAGAAAUCAUAACAAAUUUAUUAUUUAUUAAUUCAAAUUAUGAUGAAAUACGUCUUAAAUGUCAAGUUACAAUGAGUCCAUUUGGAAAAAUUCAUUGGAUGAAAGAUAGUAAAAGAGUCAAUUCAAAUUAUCAAGUUUAUCAUAUAAAAAAUUAUAUUAUAUCAGAAAUAAUAAUAAAGUAUCUCACGAAUGAUUAUCAAGGUCAAUAUACAUGCAUAGCUUCCAAUCCAUAUGGAAUGAAUUCAAAAAGUAUUCAAAUACUUAGUUUACCAGCAACAACAACCAAUAGAAAUACAUUAAGACAUAAACGUCCAAAACAUACGCGAUUCACAACAGUAUCAUAUUCAACAGAAAAUUUAAGAAUGAUAACACUUUCAUCCAAAAGUAUUAAUAAUACAUAUCAAAUAAUCUUAUUAUUUUGUCUAUUAAUCACAGUAGUUUACUUUAAAUAA